Halteromyces radiatus is the source of this 2806-nucleotide messenger RNA. RefSeq lists its product as uncharacterized. The transcript has 11 exons. Gene Ontology annotation, biological process: phosphorelay signal transduction system. Gene Ontology annotation, molecular function: 3',5'-cyclic-nucleotide phosphodiesterase activity. The coding region runs from base 391 to 2487 and encodes 698 amino acids. The record is from RefSeq and is a predicted model, not a curated record. NCBI's taxonomy places the organism in Eukaryota, Fungi, Mucoromycota, Mucoromycetes, Mucorales, Cunninghamellaceae.
AUUACACUUACAUUAACACACCUACAUUCAUAUUACCACUAACACUCACACUAUUUUCCUUUUUCUUUCUUUCUUUCUUUUUUCUUUAUUUUGUUAUUACAUUCUCUCACAUUAACAUCUGUAGUGAUUAUUUUUAUAUUCAUCCUAUUAUCCGUUUAUCAAAUUUGACCACUACUCCCAGUCUCUCUCUCACACAAUCACAUAGCACCUUCAGUUUUUUCCUUGGAACAAAUUGUUGGUUUCUUCGUCCUCCUCCAUCUUCUCUUCGUGAUACAACAACUUUUUUUUUUUUAUGUGUUUUAUAAAGACGACCUUUUAAUAUACGACAGAACAAACAUAAACCAAAACUUUCAACUUGUAUAUCAUCAAACAACUUAAAAACAAAAGAUCAUGGAUCCUUCUCAUUGUACAGUAGUAAUAUUACAACAACCUCAACCUCAACCUUUUAUUAUUAAUGAUGGAAGUGAUCAACAAUUGUCUCAACCAAGUUAUUUAUCUAUUUUACAAUCUGUUUUUGCUCAAGUAUCUAUUACCUCCCAUCAAACCGAAGCUUUUAGUUGGAUCAAGCAACAACCGUCAACAUUAUUAUUAUUGGAUUUGGAUGAUCAAGAAGAUGACUCCCUUGGAUGUUUUGCAAAUAUCACUUGGGUUGCCAAUAUUACUCAACUUGUUGAAGAUGAUAAUGUCCCAGUCAUUGUAUGUUCAUCCAAUGAAAAUGCUUCCUUUAUGCUUGAUUGCAUCCAUGCAGGUGCUGCCGAUUAUAUCCUGAAACCAAUGCGUCUAGAUGUCGUCAAAACAUUAUUCUUAGCGUUACACCGACGUCGAUCUCAUUCCAAAAUGCACGAUGACCAUGGUUCCUCUCCCACACUUUCUAGUGAUAAUGUCAUGUCUCCUGCUGCAACUACUACUACAACUACAACUACAACUGCUCCUAUCACACCUACCAACUUUCAAUCUUUACAACAUCAUCCAUUACGUGACGAUUCUAGUUUACAACUUCGUUUGAAAGAAAUAGUUGAAAAAGAUUCAUUAUUAUCCAAAGUAGUGAUGGAUAUUUAUGCACCAUUACCACCGGUUUCUGUAGACAUGUCCUUAUCAAGUGAAUCUGCUAAAUUAUUACAAAACAAAAUCGAUAGAUGGGAUUUUUCUCCAUUUGAAUUGAAUCAUCAAGAACUUAUCCAUUGUGUUAUCCUUAUGUUUAAACCAGUUCUUGCUUGUCCUGAAUUGGAUCAUUUGAUUGUUACUCAAGAACAAUUGUACGACUUUAUUAGUGAUCUUUCUAGUGUUUAUCAUGAUGCCAAUCCAUAUCACAACUUUGCUCAUGCUGUUGAUGUUUUACAAUGUUCUUAUUAUACUCUUCAACAACUUGGUGUCUUGCCUUUUGAAUCACGACAAGAUCAAUCACUUCCAUCUUUUAAACCUCAACAUCUGUUACGUCCCAUUGAUGUCUUAGCUCUCUUUAUUGCUGCCAUUGGUCAUGAUGCUGCUCAUCCUGGUGUCAACAAUUUGUUUUUGGUCAACUCGGCUGCUCCUCUGGCCUUGCUGUAUAAUGAUCGUUCUGUACUUGAAAGUUUCCAUUCAAUGACUCUGUUUCAAUUGAUGAAAAAACAUGGCUUGGAUCAAAUUUCAGGUGGUUCUGGAACCUUAAAUUAUCAAGAAUUUAGAAAGACUGUGGUGACUAGUAUUUUGGCAACGGAUAUGUCACUUCAUAAUGAUUAUGUCUUGAAGAUUCAAGAACAAGCGACAAGAUUACUGGAUAGAACGCCAACAUCCAAAAUAGAUGAAGAACAAGAACGGCUGCUGCUAUGUAGUGCUAUUAUCAAAUGUGCAGAUAUAAGCAACGUGGCUAGACCUUUCUUACAAUCUACCAAAUGGGCUGAAUUAUUGGUUGAAGAAUUUGCUUGUCAAGGUGAUUUGGAAAAGGAACUUGGUAUGCCUGUCUCCUUACUCAAUGACCGUGAAAAAUUGAUAUUGGAAGAAUCACAAAUUGGAUUCAUUCGGUUCGUUGCUAUGGGAUUAUUCCAACGUGUGCGUGAAGUUAUGCAAGAAAUGACAUUUGCUGUAGAUCAAUUAGAAAGUAAUUUACAACGUUGGGAAAAUCGCAAACAUACCACACAUGAUUCUGGGGUAUCAACACUUGCCGAUAAGGAAAACGAAUUAUUACAACGAAACGACAAGGUCACUGAUCCCUCAACAACGGUGAUCCUUGGUAGUGAUGACAAUGAUGGUGAUCAUACAAACCGUGAUACAGACAAUAGUUCACCGUAUAAUGUCCAACCAGAUGUGGAAUUUUUGCAUACGCGAAUAUCUAUUGAUACAGCAAAUGAACUGACAAGCAUGCCAGCCAUGGCGAUGAAGCACUAUUCCUCUGCAGGCAAGGUGGAUGAUCGGGAUGAUUUUUCGACUUUAUCGCAUUUCCCUUCUACUGGCAAUCACCCUCCUGGAUGGCACGAUGGCCCUGUUUAUUGUCAAUGUACUAUACAAUGAUGAAAUCUGAUCAUCUCCUCCCCUCUCUUUUUUUUUAUAUAUCUAGUAUUAUCAUAGUCAUUAUAGGCAUUUGUACACAAUUUUAUUUUUAUUCUUUUUUUUAUUUUAUUUUAUAUCUACACUCUUCAUUGAUUCCCCCCAUUCCUCCUUUUUAUUUUUUUAAGUAUAUAGAUUAUUCUUCCUCCGCAUUUUUUCUUUAUCUUCUUAUAUCUUCCUUCUCUUUCUUUGCCGAUAGAUUGUAUACUUUAGACCUUUCUUCAGUUUUCUUUUUUUUUAUUUAUUUAUUUUUUUACAAAUAAAAUUUCAAUGUGUUUAUACA